AGGUGGUGGAAAAGGCUCAGGAUCCGCUUUCCUCUGCCGCAUCCCGGCUGCCCAGCAUUGGGUACUCACUGCAUCCUUCCUGUCCUCAGUUUCCCCACCGAUAAAAGGUGGGUCCUCGUGGUCCCCCAGUGAGUCAGGAGGUGAGAGAGUCAGGCCAGUGCGUAGAGCUUCUUCAGGGGACAGCUGCAGAAAGCAGCUGUGAUACAGCCUCUGCCUCCCUGGGGCCAGGAACCCCGUGUCCCACUGUGCCCUAAGCCAGAGGGCUCCCCGUCUGUCUCUGAGAAGUAGCCACAGCCCUUACGGCGGCCCCCCAGGCUUCCUCGGUAGUCUCACAUGCUUCGUUCCCCUCCCCUCUCCUGACUGGGCCUCACACAGGCCCCACCUGACCUUGGCGCCACUCUUGGGCCUGGGGCACUCUCCCCUCUCCCCUGGCCCCAGUGGCUGCCUCAUCUCUCAGUGAGAAUUUCUGCUCACCGUUCACCAUCUCAGUGAGUCCUCCUCUGAACACCCUGGAUAAAACCAGAAACCCUCACCCCUUCCCACAUACUUAGUCCUCUGUGCGCUGUUUCUCUCCAUAACUUUUGUCAGCUUCUGUUACAGCAUGUAAUUUGCCUCUUCGUUUAGCUUUACCUCAAGGCCUGUCCACCCUCUCCCCUCCCCCUAUAAACUCCCCUAGGGCAGGGAGUUCUGUUUUGGUCACUGCUGCCUCCCUGGUGACUAGAGCAGUGCUGACACAGCGUGGGUGCCAUAGCGGUGGAAGGAAUGAAUGCAGGAUUUUUUGUUUUGCCUUUACUUGACCCAACUUUGACUUCAAAAGCUAUGAUUGGGGGUGCUACCCCUGCCUAGGUUCAUGAAAGCUCUGGGCAUGGCCAUGUGGUGGGGACAUAGUGGGGACCAGGACACUCCCAUCCCUGCAUUGUGGAGCUCCCUGUCCAGUGCGGGAGGUACCAUUACCCGGAUAAUUGUCCAAGUGACUGAGCACAUUAGAGGUAAGUGCUGUGAGGGGGCAGGAAGCUGAGCUCCGAGGAUCUGUGACUCUUUGUGGGGCAAGGAGCAGUCAGGGCAGGCUUCUCUGAGGAAAUGAGGAUUUAGCAGGUGAAGAUGGGUGAACAGUGUGCCGGCUUGGGGGACUAGUAUGUGCAAAGGUCCUGGGGUAUGUGUGUGUGUGUGUGAGAGAGAGAGAGCACACACGCAAAGACUGAGGGACCAGAGAAGAGCGUGUGGGGAUGGUGCUACAGAUCAGUGAGGCAAGAGGGUAGGCAGGGGUAAUUUCUGGUGGCCCUUGUCUCCGUGAAGGCCUGGGAUGUGAUCCCGAGCAGGGGAGGGACAGGGUCAGAGCUGUGUUUGGAGGGUCUCUGCCCACAUGCAGCUUGGUGACCUGGUGUGUUUGGAGCCUGUUGGCAGGCCGGCUCAGAUAUCUGAUGUGAUUUCUGUGGGGUGCUCUAAGGCCCUGGGCUGAGGGGGCAGGUAUGGGGCGGGGGUGGCAAGGAAGAGAAGGAAAUCUGCUCUGUGCUUAUUCUUGUCCCAGUAUCUUUUGCAGGCCGCCUACGUCUUCAGCCUGCUCCCAGUCCUACCUGCUCCAAGUAGACAGAUGGGGCAGCUAAGGGGACUGUGUGCUGUUGAAGAGAAAAAAAGUAUCUUUAACGCUGCCUUCCCGCCGAGGAGGUGGAAUAGACUGUGUUCUGUCCACCGCGCCUCCUGCAUGUCCUGCUGCCCUGAGCUGUCACAAGCUAGGUGACAGCUUGUCACGCUGCCACCAUGAACGAGGUGUCUGUCAUCAAAGAAGGCUGGCUCCACAAACGUGGUGAAUACAUCAAGACCUGGAGGCCCCGGUACUUCCUGUUGAAGAGUGACGGCUCCUUCAUCGGCUACAAGGAGCGGCCUGAUGCCCCUGACCAGACCCUGCCCCCCCUGAACAACUUCUCUGUCGCAGAAUGCCAGCUGAUGAAGACUGAGAGACCACGGCCCAACACCUUUGUCAUACGCUGCCUGCAGUGGACCACGGUCAUCGAGAGGACCUUCCAUGUAGACUCUCCAGAUGAGAGGGAAGAGUGGAUGCGAGCCAUUCAGAUGGUCGCCAACAGCCUCAAGCAGCGGGGCCCAGGUGAGGACCCCAUGGACUUUAAGUGUGGCUCCCCCAGCGACCCUUCUGCGGCUGAGGAGAUGGAAGUGGCAGUUAGCAAGGCCCGGGCCAAGGUGACCAUGAAUGACUUCGACUAUCUCAAACUUCUGGGCAAGGGCACCUUUGGCAAAGUGAUUCUGGUGCGAGAGAAGGCCAGCGGCCGGUACUAUGCCAUGAAGAUCCUGCGGAAGGAAGUUAUCAUCGCCAAGGAUGAAGUUGCCCACACGGUCACCGAGAGCCGGGUCCUCCAGAACACCAGGCACCCGUUCCUCACCGCCCUGAAGUAUGCCUUCCAGACCCAUGACCGCCUGUGUUUCGUGAUGGAGUACGCCAAUGGUGGCGAGCUGUUUUUCCACCUGUCCCGGGAGCGUGUCUUCACGGAGGAGCGGGCUCGCUUCUACGGUGCGGAGAUCGUCUCUGCCCUUGAGUAUCUGCACUCGAGGGACGUGGUGUACCGUGACAUCAAGCUGGAAAACCUCAUGCUGGACAAAGAUGGCCACAUAAAGAUCACGGACUUUGGCCUAUGCAAAGAAGGCAUCAGUGACGGGGCCACCAUGAAAACCUUUUGUGGGACGCCCGAGUACCUGGCACCUGAGGUGCUGGAGGACAACGACUACGGCCGCGCGGUGGACUGGUGGGGGCUGGGCGUGGUCAUGUACGAGAUGAUGUGCGGCCGCCUGCCCUUCUACAACCAGGACCACGAGCGCCUCUUCGAGCUCAUCCUCAUGGAAGAGAUCCGCUUCCCACGCACGCUCAGCCCCGAGGCCAAGUCCUUGCUUGCUGGGCUGCUUAAGAAGGACCCCAAGCAGAGCUUCUGCCACCCUUCAAACCUCAGGUCACCUCUGAGGUCGACACGAGGUACUUUGACGAUGAGUUUACCGCCCAGUCCAUCACAAUCACGCCCCCGGACCGCUAUGACAGCCUGGGCUCCCUCGAACUGGACCAGCGGACCCACUUUCCCCAGUUCUCCUACUCGGCCAGCAUCCGCGAGUGAGCAGAGCUGCCCACCGCCGCUGACUCCGCUGCAGGAUGCUCGAUGGGCUGCCUUCACCGCCCUGGGGGCUUGUCUCUUUGUUUUUAAACUUUUUAUUUUGCCUUUUUUUGUUUGCAUCCCCAUCCCUCACCUGCUCACCCCCAUUUCCAGUUUUUUCAGCCCUCUGCCAAACUGACCUCAGUGGUCCUGGUGGCCCCACCUCCAGGAUCCUGUCCUGUCCUCACCUUGGUGCCCAGACCAGGAUUUGGGAGACUCCACUAGCCGCCCCAGGACCAGGGCUUCAGGCAGUUGGAGAGAUUCCGGUUUUUAAUCAACACAAGCCCCAGCAUAGGGCGCCAUGUGGAGCUGCGGGUCCUGCCCAGAUUUCUGGCCUGAUGCCUGCAGCCAGCCUGUCCCUGUGCCGCUGCCCUGCUCAGAGGCUGCCUUCCUGUGGGACACCUCGUGGGACACGACGCCCUGCGGACAGUGCCCUGGUGCUGUUGGGCUCAGCGCGGCCUGGCGCAGGCGGUCCGGCCCCUCCCCCCACAGGGGCAGCAAAGCAAUAAUGUCCAGGGACAGGCGGGGGCGGGGGGGCCUUUGGAAGCUGUGGGGUUGGGGGUUUGGGAAUUCCUCGUGUAGCUGGGGCCCAGUCUACCCCAGGGGGCAUGAAGAAGGCCCCGGGGAUGGGCACUGCCUCCUUGCCCUGCCUUCCCCAGCCUCCCAAGCUGCUCUUCUGACCCUGUGGAUGAGGCAGGAGGGAAAUUUAGGGACAAGCCUCCCCACCACCCAGUCCUGUGCCUUACCAGGGCUUCCUUCCGGCUGGCCUUAACUCCUGCUGGGCCCUGGGCCCUGCCCCAACCCUUGCCAAGGAUGGGGGUUGGGAUCACCCCCUUCUGGCUGCUGGGGGGCGGAGGGUGCCAGCUCCAGCUGUUACACAUCUCGCACCGAGACAGUAUUGGGCCCUGUGGACUGGGGUCAAGGAGGGGGUGGGAGUGGGGUUCUCUGGUACGUACUGGGGGGGUGGCCUCUGAGCAGGGGAGGCUCCAGGGCCCCUCCCUCCCUCCCCCUCCCUGGGCCCCACGUUCUGCAGCCUUAAGGUGAACGUUUGUCACUGCUGUGGGCUUGCGUGUGCGUGUGUCAGCCUGUGUCUGGAUGGCCCCAUGCAUCUGGGACUUGGGUGCAUAUGGGGGUGUGUGUGCAUGCGUGUUCGGUAUGUGUGUGUCAGGGCAAGUGUGUCCCGGCCUUGAGUGCGUGUGUGUGUGUGUGUGUGUGUGUGUGUGCAUGCUUGGGCCCUAUCCUCAGCCCCAGCAUUUCAUCCCACAGGGGAGGGGUGUGGGGGAGCCACAUCUGGGGUCCAUUUGCUGCCCAGCCUCCCUCCCCCCCCAACAUAUCUGGGUGUGUGGAAUUUAGUUGUGGCUUUGAUCUCCCUGCCCCACCUCCUGUACUAGGUAGUUCAGAGAGAGACAUCCUAGGGUGGGGUGAGGGUUGGUUUGGGUGGGUGGGGGGUCUUUUUCCUUUCUGUGUGUGUAUGUCAUUUAUCUGACAAUUCUCUGUCCUCCCCACUGGCCUUCCCCAUUCCUCCCAUUUGUACGGUACAAGCAAUAAAGACACUCGUUUCAGACCGGG
This is a messenger RNA of Neogale vison (American mink), 4721 nucleotides long. It is a transcript of the gene AKT2, whose product is annotated as AKT serine/threonine kinase 2. Bases 1759 to 3291 code for a protein of 510 amino acids. The transcript is spliced from 13 exons. The record is from RefSeq and is a predicted model, not a curated record. Gene Ontology annotation, biological process: protein phosphorylation. Gene Ontology annotation, molecular function: ATP binding; protein serine/threonine kinase activity. NCBI's taxonomy places the organism in Eukaryota, Metazoa, Chordata, Mammalia, Carnivora, Mustelidae.